AAGAUAUUUGCCUUGUCGUGUCGCCUAGCACUUUCCGCUUUCAUUAUUUGCCGUGUAUUUCAAGGUCUGCGUUAUUCCGAGUCUUCGGGUUAUGUAUGCGAGUUGCUUAGCAUUAUCGCUUAGGAUUUUUAUUAUUGCAAUUAUGUCAUUCGAUGGCUGCUCUACACAAUCUCUUGUGCAAGGAGGCCUGAAUGUUUGCACUCGGACUCAGAGUUUUACUGAGUCGUAUUCUCAAGCAGCACAACAAAGUUUUUACCAGCAAAUCAGCAAGCAAUGCCGGGUGCAACAGGGGGGGCCUUGGUUCAGAUAUAAAGUGUGCUACGAACAAAAAGUUGCAUACCGAACAGUGUACAAGCAGCUCUACAGAAAAGCCCAGCGCACCGUGUUGCUGUGUUGUUCUGGAUGGGCCCAAUCUGGUAACAGCUGUCCAACACCUAUUUGCUCGAAGGGAUGUGCCCAGGGAGUAUGUGUUAAGCCUGAUAACUGUACAUGUCAUCCGGGAUAUGAUGGACCAUCAUGUGACCAAGCUUGUACGCUUGGCAGAUGGGACGUGAAUUGUAACAAUACUUGCGAGUGUCAGAACAAUUCCACGUGCGACUCGGUCCAAGGAAUAUGUAACUGCACCUCUGGAUGGCAAGGCGACGCCUGUCAAUUACCAUGCAAGUCAGGUUAUUAUGGUAACAGCUGUAAACAAGUAUGUCAAUGCCAAAACCGCUCAAGGUGCAAUCACGUGACUGGACUCUGUAGAUGUAUCUCUGGCUGGACAGGCAAGCGCUGUGAAAGGCCAUGUGAUUCAGGUUACUAUGGAGACGAAUGCAAGCGUGUAUGUCAAUGCAUGAAUGGUGCCACCUGUGAUCACGUGACGGGAAGGUGCACGUGUUUCGCCGGAUAUAAAGGGAAGCACUGCGACAAACCUUGCGACCCUGGUUACUAUGGAGACAGCUGUAAACGAAAGUGUGACUGUUUGCACGGCACGUGUAAUCACGUGAAUGGCACGUGCAAAUGUGUAGCAGGCUUCACCGGAGCAAGAUGUGAUCAGCGUUGCCCGGUAGGAACGUACGGGUUUGAUUGCGCCAAGGUGUGCGCAUGCGCAGACACAGAGAAGUGUUCAGUUGUUAGCGGGGAAUGCACAUGUAUCGCGGGCUCAUGUAGUAGCAGUUGCCCAUGCGCGGGGAAUGCAACGUGUGAAGAAGGAAAUUGUACUUGCCUACCUGGCUUUACUGGAAGGUCAUGUGACAAGCCUUGUCCGGUUGGUUACUAUGGGGACAGUUGUUUGCAUGAGUGCUCAUGUGGCGAGAAAGAGUCGUGUGACGUUAUCAAUGGGAGCUGUACAUGCGACAGCGUCUGUGAUUCAGAUGCAUCGAAAAGUGAGAAGACCAUUUCCAUACACAACUCGGGGCUCAUGCCUGGACUGGUCAGCGGACUUGCCAUCCUUGUCAUUUUAUGCGUUGCCAUUGGUUAUGUGGUGUACCGGCGUCGAUCACAGCAAAGGGGAGACAAAUACUCAAAUGCAGACAACAGUCUCCCGGAACCGAGGGACUACCGAGGGGACUCAGCCCACAAGGAGGGAAAACCAGUGUAUAUGGAGUUAACCCCAGAAGUAACCAAAGGAACCGGAAGCGGGACACCGGCCAGUGGGCGUAGAUUAUCUAGCCAUUACAUGGGACUUGUAAAUGAAGGCUUUUCACAGUCUAAUUAUCAACCCUUACAGAGAGGCGCUCUCUGUCAUACAGACUCUGCAUUGUACGAUUCUACUCCUGUUAACAUGGAGGACUCGUUGUACAUUAACACAGCAGAGUCGCGCAUGUGUGCUGAGAUAGAGCACCAUGGCACCAAGGCGAACACAGAAUGGGAGUCUCCGAAGCCAGUAGGGGAGAGUCUUGAAACACCAGCUUACCUAGAGCUCACAGGAUCUGAGACCUGUACUCAGGACUACUCGGAGCCUGUAUAUGCAAAUAUAUCACGUGAUAGGCAAGAUACAUACGAGAAUAUGCCGAUUGAGGCGAUCUACGAAAUUGAAUGACUGGGCAAUAAAAGCAUCAUCUAAAAAAUUGAUAAUGACUGGACAUCGACGGUAUGGAAACCCCUUCUUAAGUUCGAACUACUUACGGAGAGUGAGAGCUUACGCACCUCCUUCCCGCUUAUUUACGCAUGCGCUGUAAGCAUCUUCCGCGAGGUGAACGGACGUGUUUUUGCGAGCUACUUGGAUUUCGUCCGUUUGGAAGGUUUGGAGCACCGUAUAGCAUCCGGAGGAGCAUCAAAGCCUUCCAAGUUGUCUCUAAGCUGUUAGAGAAAAAAGGCGGCUUCAAAUAAGAAUAGAACCCAACUUAUUUUCAGUGUUUCGAGUCCAACUGUGCGAUGACUUUCGGUAGUUACCGAGGACUGGUUCUGCAGCUAUAUUGGAAAUCCCGGUUAAACCACAACCAUUCUGCUCCUAUUUAUUUAUACUCCUAUUCGUUACUGUGCUUUUAAGUACAUUAUUGAUUGCUUUA
This is a messenger RNA of Nematostella vectensis (starlet sea anemone), 2492 nucleotides long. Its product is annotated as multiple epidermal growth factor-like domains protein 10. The transcript is spliced from 7 exons. NCBI's taxonomy places the organism in Eukaryota, Metazoa, Cnidaria, Anthozoa, Actiniaria, Edwardsiidae. Gene Ontology annotation, molecular function: protein binding; scavenger receptor activity. The coding region runs from base 92 to 2023 and encodes 643 amino acids. The record is from RefSeq and is a predicted model, not a curated record.